GUCAAGCUCCCUGCCGACUGGUCCUGACGCUCCCUGGAAAUUUGUGUGGAUCCCGUACAACAUCAUGUUAAAAAUGAUGCAUUUUUAUUUGCAGUAAGAUGCACAGUGCAUUCAGUUAACCUUUUGCCUGUACUGAAUACAGGGGAGGCUCAGAAGGGAGCAUAUCUGGGAAGUCUCCGCAAAAGUGUCGGAAAAGUACCGUAAUGGAUAUCAAGAAGCAAGCGAUCAAUACCAGUGUGGUGGGACGCCAUCUGCAGUGUGCCUUCUGCAGCUACCAGUGCAAAAGCAACGGCACCUACCAAAUCCAUGUUGGUACCUUUCACCCAGUGCACUGUGAGGAGAUGGAUCUUGGGCGACUGGGUAAGAUAAUUUUCUACCAGAGGAGUGCUAAGCUCUUCCACUGCCAGACGUGUUUCUUCACUGGGAAAACCUUUGCUCGUGUGUACGAUCAUGUCAUUGUGAGCCAUUGCUUUGCCGGCAAAAGUAAACGGAGUGAGGAGGGAGAACCUAAAGACUAUCUUAGCGACAGUAAUGACAGCAAGGAUGUCCUUGAUCACAAUGAGGAAGAAAAACUGGGAAUAAGCCACAAUGAGCAGUUCGAUUCAGUAGCUGUGGAUGCAGAGUACAGCGAAGCCCCUGCAAAGUUUACUUCCCUGGACAGUGCCAAGACUGAGGAGGAAGAGGGUACUGAUGAAGACUUCCGUUACUCGGUCUCCCCCAGUCACACUUUAAAAAGGAAGAGGGAGGUGGGUAGUGAUGAAGAGCCCACCCUUGAUGAUGAUGACUUUCCAGACUAUUCUCCCUCCAAGGAGGAACAUGAGGGGGCGAGACCUGAAUCGAGAGCCGAUAAGGCAGAGCUCUCUAAGUACUUCCGCCGCAAUGGUGGUCGCUACUAUUGCAACAUCUGCAACUGGCGUGUUAAGAUGAAGGGCUUCAUGCUCCAUCAUGUCAGCAAGAAGCACGACAUCCCCAAGCCGUAUGUCUGCAAGGAGUGUAACAAGUCUUUCCUCCUUGAGAGUAUCCUGAACAGUCACAUUAGCAUGUUCCACAAGCAGGGCAUCUACCAGUGCCCCUACUGCUCCUUCAAGACCAACUUCUUGCGUGGCAUACGCAGACACCUCAAUCACUGCAGCUCCAGCAGGGGGGAAGGGGAGGUAUCAGACAGCGAUGAGCCCUUAGAUGAUCAGGACUAGCUUGCAGCUCAGAUACCGCCACCUCAGUGUGGCAGCUGCUUGAGUUCCCACCUUCACAGAUGUUAUCAGCCUCUCGAAGGCCCACGUUUGUUCACUCAGCUGCAGCCCUAGGGGUGACCGUUAAGGCUGGUAAACCAUUUCUUGAGGUGAAGAAAAUUUACUUGGUCUGUGAGCAAAG
Molecule: messenger RNA, 1371 nt
Organism: Scleropages formosus (Asian bonytongue)
Lineage: Eukaryota; Metazoa; Chordata; Actinopteri; Osteoglossiformes; Osteoglossidae
Product: chromosome alignment-maintaining phosphoprotein 1-like
Exons: 2
Coding region: 204-1193 (329 amino acids)
Biological process (GO): attachment of mitotic spindle microtubules to kinetochore
Source: RefSeq, a predicted model, not a curated record